UUCACGUAUCGUACGUACGGGACAUCAAUCUACGAGUACUACCAGAAAGCAAUCCUCGGAUGCUUUCCAGCGGAUGAUCGAACCGUAGAAUCGAUUUCAGAACAGGACCAAACCAAACCGAACAARGCACAACCGACCGGAGCAAACACCCCCACCCACCCCACACACCUACCCUCUGUGAAGAACCAAGCCAUCCACGGGACGAUCCACCAACGAUCCAUGUCGUCGUCGUCGGUCACCGACCCCGCAACGGAAAACGAAGCCUUGGCCUUUCGUCCGUCGCCCCGGGAGGAAUGGACCCUCCUMUCGCAGGGAGCCGAGGCCCGCGUCUGGAAGCUGGAGGCCGGCCCUUCCAAAGGAAGCAGCAGCGACGGCAAUGGCAAUGGCGACGGCGACGGCCCGCGGGGGUUUCUGGUGUGCAAGGAACGCUUCUCCAAGGCCUACCGUCACCCCGACCUGGACCUCCGCCUCACCAAGAGCCGGUGCCGGUCGGAGGCCAAGCUGCUGGGMAAGUGCGCCUCCAGAUCCGCCAUUCGGGUUCCAAGGGUCGUCCGGGUGGAUCCCCCCAGCUUGUACCUSGAGUACCUGGCGGGCCCGAGCGUCAAGUCGUACCUCCAGGGGCAGCAGCGGAAGAAGAAGCAGCAGCAGGAACAGCAACAGCAACAGGAACAGCGGCAACAACAACAACAGCAAGAAGAAGAACCACCGAACGGGGAGAGCAAAAGCAGCAGCGGCGACRCAACGGCGGAAACAGCCCUGAGCGAYGCRAGGAUACCCCGGGCAGAACUGGCUCGCAGGAUGGGACAGCUCCUGGGGCGCUUGCACAACAUCGGAAUCGUUCACGGGGACCUGACCACCUCCAACAUGGUGCUCCUCCCGGCAGAAUCCAAGCCCGAGCCCAGGGACGACGACACACCCAGCGACGGCAACGGCGACGCCUUCGAGCUGGCCCUCAUCGACUUUGGCCUCUCCAAGUCCACGGACAGCUCCGAGGAACAGGCCGUCGACCUCUACGUCCUCGAGCGGGCCCUGCUGUCCACCCACCCCGACCUUCCCGGGGGAUUUUUCGAAACGGUCCUGGAGGAAUACAAGGCCACCACGGAAGGGGACCAGGCCCCCGGGGGCGAUGCCGGGAAAAGCAAGAAGCGAAAGAACCACUGCCAGUCCGCCCUGGUGCGCCUGGAACAGGUGCGGAUGCGGGGGAGGAAACGGGAGUGUUUUGGCUGAUUCGAGAAAACGAAGAACCCUCGAAAGCCCUGCGCCGCGCCGCGCCGCSCCGCCCCGCACUACGCUACACUACACCACGGUACAAUAGAAAAUAACAAACAAC
Pseudo-nitzschia multistriata is the source of this 1330-nucleotide messenger RNA. The record is from the annotation of a GenBank genome assembly. NCBI's taxonomy places the organism in Eukaryota, Bacillariophyta, Bacillariophyceae, Bacillariales, Bacillariaceae.